UUUUUGCAAUCCAUAUUUUGAAGGCAAACUGUUUUGCACCAAGUAGAAUAGCCUAGAAGAGGUGAAGUGUAUUACAGAAUCAAGGACCAUGAGCACUGCAGGGAAAGUAAUCAAAUGCAAGGCAGCAGUAAUCUGGAAGCCUAAAGAACCAUUUAGUAUUGUGGAAAUAGAAGUAGCUCCACCAAAAGCACAUGAAGUUCGCAUCAAGAUUUUGGCUUCUGGAAUCUGUGGUUCAGAUGUGCACAUUGUAACGGGUGCAGUAAAGGCAAACUUACCUAUUAUUCUUGGACAUGAAGCAGUUGGCGUGGUUGAGAGUGUGGGGGAAGGUAUUACCAGUAUGAAACCAGGAGACCAAGUCAUUCCGAUUUUUCUCCCACAAUGUGGCAAAUGCAGUACUUGUCUGAAUCCCAGGGGCAACCUCUGCAAGAAGGAUCAAGUGUCUGGAUUAAUGGAGGAUGGCACCAGUAGAUUCACUCACAAAGGAAAACCAUUGCACAAUUUUGUGGGUACCAGCACUUUCACAGAAUAUACUGUGGUACAUGAGGAUUCAGUUGUCAAAAUCGAUGCUACAGCACCUCCUGAAAAAGUGUGUCUUAUUAGCUGUGGGUUUUCUACUGGCUAUGGUGCAGCCAUAAAUGCUGCAAAGGUGCGGCCUGGUUCUACCUGUGCCGUUUUUGGACUCGGAGGAGUUGGUCUCUCAGCAGUCAUGGGCUGCAAGGAAGCUGGAGCUUCCCGAAUCAUUGGAGUUGACAUAAACAAGGAUAAAUUCCCCAAGGCUAAAGAAAUUGGUGUCACAGACUGUGUCAAUCCCCAGGAUUACAAGAAACCCAUCAAUGAAGUGAUCUUUGACUUGACUGGGGGUGAUGGAGUUGAAUAUUCCUUUGAAGCCAUUGGAAAACCUGAAACCAUGCUGACCGCCUUGAAUUCCUGCCAAAUAAAUUAUGGAAAGUGCAUGAUUGUGGGAGUACCCCCUACGGAUUCUAAGAUUACCUUUGCUCCAAGACUUCUCUUCACAGGCCGCACUUGGAAAGGAACUCUAUUUGGAGACUGGAAAAGUAAAGAUACAGUUCCUAUGUUGGUUUCAGAUUUCAUGAACAAAAAGUUUAGCCUAGAUCCAUUAAUUACUCACACUUUACCGUUCGAGAAAAUCAACGAAGGUUUUGAUUUGCUUCAGUCAGGAAAAUGCAUCCGUUGCGUCCUGACGUUUUGAAGUUUUUGGUUUGGAAGAAAAAUAGAAAACUAUCAUUUCUGUCUCUGAAAUCUCCCAGAAAUGCACUUUGAAGCAUAUUUACUUUAAUAAACCAGUCAACAGAAACAAAAUUACCGUAUUUCUUUUCUUACUAUCUCUUUUCUCAUUGUUCUGGUUCAUGUGUUAUUAUUACUGCUGAAUUUAUCUGCAAGGAAGACAACCCUGAAGUUAAGGCACAAAAACACACAAAAACAAAGAUUAAGCAAAAUACAGUUAUAAACAUGCUUAACAUUCCUGUGUUUUGUACACCAACCCUAUUUCAUUAGCUCCCUCCCCUUCUCAUCAUUGGUUAAUUAUAUGCCCCUAAAAGACAGGGGAUUUAUAAAAUUGUGUGCACGUGUGCUCAUAACUUUUUUUCUCACAAAUUAUUUUCACCACAUAGACAAAUAGAUAAAUGCAAGGCCAAUGCAUAAGAUUCAGUGGCUUUUAUGAGUAGGGAAAUAGUGUAGUCUAGUGCUUUGUUGGAGAUGUAAGUCAUCUAAUUCUCCCUAAACCGGGGUUAAAACUAGGGAGAAGUAUUAAGCAAUAUUUUUCAGUCUGUUUGCAAGUAUGAAAUAGGUUCAGAGAUGUUUCUGUUGGGCUUCAAGUUCAAGGAAACCCAUGCACAUCUAGACUUUUUUAAGUCUCAUUAAUAGGUCCCAUUUAAAUAUAUUCAGGGCCUCUAGUUAUAUUGUCUAUCAGGUAACUCAUUCUCCUCACGUUUCCCUCCUACCCCCGCCUUUUUUAGAUAAAUGUGUUUGGGGAAAUAUUCAUCAUCUUGGUAAAAUGCAAUAACUAAGCAAACAAUUAAAUAUAUUAAAUAUACCAAAAGCUAGAUAAUCCAACAGCAGUAAUGAUCUGCAGCAAGUUUAACUACUUCCAGUUCUAGAAACAGAUUUAUUUUAUCACCAUUUCUGUGCUUUUUUUUUAUCUUCACUUUUUUGAGUGGCUGGAUGGAAUUUAUAUUUUUACAAAUGCAAGAUGGAAAAUGAUACACCGCUUUUUAUUUGGUACAAAUAUUGACAGCUUGUCCAAGUUCUUUUCUCAUUUUUAAUGUUGUGGAUUAGAAUAUUUUUUUCAACUGUAAAUAAAAUAAAGAGAGACAGUCUGGUCUAAAAGUUAAGGCACCAAAUAGAAACAGGAUACUAUGAAUUCUAGUCCCACCUUAGGCACGAAAAAGUCAGUUGGGUGACUUUGGGCCAGUCACUCUCAGCCCCACUCACAUAACAGGGUUGUUGCUGUGGUUAAUAUAGCAAAAGAAAGGUAUAUUAAAUACAUUCACUGGCUUGAGCUAUUUGUAAAAUAAUGAAGGUAGGAUAAAAAAUAAAUUGGCAUUAUUGAAUUGCCUCCCACAGAGUGCCAAUCUGUAACCCAAUUCAUGCCAAGAUGAAAAGACAAGAUUAGAAGAACAACCGUUGUUGGUUAUUCAUUUACAAUUAGAUUGGCUAUUCACUUACAUUUAAAAGAUCACAAGCAUCAAUAGCAGGUUCACAGUUUUGUCCUUCUCCUUUAACAUAGAAGAAGGGAUGAAAAGUCAAGAGAGAAACUUUAUCACUCAUAAUUCUUUUAUAAUUGUUUGACAUUUUUAUCACUUAAGAGUGCCAAAGAGUUAAGAGCCAAAAUAUUUUGGAAGAGACUUUAUAGAUGGGACAACUUAAUAGAACUUUGGCUAGAGAUUUACUAUCACCAAGGGAUUUGAGAUAUUAUUGGGUUAAUAAUUUUGAACAUUCCCGUGUGAUGUUAUUGUAAAAUAAUAAACUUCUUGGAUCAGAUCACUUGUU
Pseudonaja textilis is the source of this 3009-nucleotide messenger RNA. RefSeq names its product alcohol dehydrogenase 1B-like. NCBI's taxonomy places the organism in Eukaryota, Metazoa, Chordata, Lepidosauria, Squamata, Elapidae. The record is from RefSeq and is a predicted model, not a curated record. Gene Ontology annotation, cellular component: cytosol. Gene Ontology annotation, biological process: retinol metabolic process; retinoic acid metabolic process. Gene Ontology annotation, molecular function: all-trans-retinol dehydrogenase (NAD+) activity; zinc ion binding.